AUGGAGACGCGACUUCACCAAAUUGUGCUUGAGGAGCAGCAAAAAAUGAUCCAAUUGGGUUUUGUAGAGACGUGUAUCCCGUCCUCGGACAGCCCUACGCGCUGCAGCAUCUUUAUGAGUGCGAACUGGCACAUUUGCCGUCGUUUAUUGCUCGUAAUUGUGAGUGGUAACGGAAUUCAACCGGGUAUUUGGAGCCGCUCGCUUGUCCUGGAGGCCGCAGAAAAUCCUAAUCAAUAUAGAUCGGGCUCGAUGCUCCCGUAUCUACAUACAGCAUUGUCCAAGGGCUACGGUGUUAUCGUUAUGAAUCCAAGCACUAAUACGGUCACUAACGGAAACGAGAAGAUUUCAAUUCCAUUCUCGAGUACACCAGAGGUGCACGUUCGUCAUGUGUGGGAGACGUAUGGAGUUCGAACUUCUUGCUCGCAAGUGUACAUUGCUGCUUACGGACGUGGAGGAUCAUUGACGAAACAUUUGGUGUGCACACAACCAUUGCUGAGAUCGAAGCUUGCGGCAAUUGCAUUUAUGGAGUCGAGUCAUCGGAUUGAAACGGAUGAUACACAGGAAGUAAGAGGAUUGUUAGAGACGAGGGCGAUUAACUGGCAAAGAUCGAAGGAAAUUACUGGAACGCAGCUACAGGAUUGCACACAACUGGGAUGUUUGAGUCUCUCGGCGGGAGAACCAACGUCACCAGCUGAACAAAAAUCUUCGAACACAGCCUGGACUAUUGCGGCGAGUAUGGACACCGUGUUUGCGUUUUUUGACAGUGCACGAGGCUCGAUGCCGAACGAACCCGCGGAAGAUGAACUCAUGGAUGAAAUGAGUCGGUUGUCGCAGUAUGCAUAUGCCGGCGCGGCUGCCUUGUUGUCGGCGCCGCAUCAACAGGAGCAUUUGGAUGACGCAGAGUUUCAUGAUGAAGACGAAACGAAAUCAGGGAACCAUCUGGAACGUCGUACCAGUAGUGCGCGCAGCUCAAGACGCAGCAUGGUCAUCUCAACUUCCAUGAGCGUGAACGACUUUGACUUGUUGUCGGUGGUUGGAAAAGGCGCUUACGGUAAAGUGUUUCUGGCAAAGAAGAAGCAAGGUAAAAAUGCUGGUCGUGUGUAUGCAAUGAAAGUGCUGCGCAAGCAAGACGUUUUUAAGAAAAAGCAGGUUGAACACACAAAGUCGGAACAGCGCAUUCUUAAGCAUGUGGAGCAUCCGUUCGUGGUGCGGCUGCGGUAUGCUUUUCAGAACCACCAGAAGCUGUAUCUAGUGAUGGACUAUUACUCUGGCGGAUCGCUAUUCGUGCAUCUGCGGAAGGAAAAGCGCUUUUCAGAGCAACGGGCUUGCUUUUACGCGGCAGAGCUGGUGCUGUCGUUGGCGCAUUUACACAGCAUGCACAUCAUGUACCGUGAUCUCAAACUGGAAAACAUUCUCGUGGACAGCGAAGGGCAUAUUGCCAUCACAGAUUUUGGCCUGUCUAAGGAAGAUGAUGAAGGAUCUACGUUUGUCGGUACCCCCGAGUACUUGGCGCCAGAGUUGCUUUGCAGCCAGCGGACAUCCACAUCAUACGGCAAUACGGUCGACUGGUGGAGCUACGGUGUACUUGUAUACGAGAUGAUUCAAGGACAUACACCGUUCUGGGACAAAAAUCGCCGUCAAAUGUUCCAGAACAUUCUAAGCAAGGAUCCGUUGUAUCCUCCUGAGCACUUCUCGCCCACGGCUACCGAUUUUCUGCAGCGAUUAUUGGUUAAGAAUCCACAGCAGCGGAUGGGUUGUGGAGCUGACGGCGCGCUGGAGAUUAUGGGGCACUUGUGGUUCAAGGGUGUCGAUUGGGAAGCACUUCUUGAACGCCGAAUGGAGCCACCUUUCAAGCCGGUGUCAAAAGACUCGCAAGGCAGCCGUGCACGUACUAGCAGCGCUGCGCUCAUUGCUAACUUGCAGUAUGUACCGAAUGUCUUUAAACAGCAGGACGUAGCGGAUUCGCCUGUGGUGAGUGUGCUGAGCUCAUCUACCGGAUCUGGCAUCACGGCGAUGCACUUCGAUGACUUUAGUUAUAUGGGCAGCGAUAUCAUUGGCUCUCGGCGCACGUCACUUUUCCGUGACAGCGACAUUAAGAUGGAACUUGGCGAGUAG
Peronospora farinosa is the source of this 2115-nucleotide messenger RNA. Lineage: Eukaryota; Oomycota; Peronosporomycetes; Peronosporales; Peronosporaceae. The record is from the annotation of a GenBank genome assembly.